AUGUCGGCUCUCAGCCUGCUCAUUCUGGGUCUGCUCACUGCGGUGCCACCCGUCAGCUGUCAGCAAGGCCUGGGAAAACUGAAGCCCUGGAUGCAGGGUCUCAUUGCUGUGGCUGUGUUCCUGGUCCUUGUUGCAAUUGCCUUUGCUGUCAACCGCUUCUGGUGCCAGGAAGAACCGGAGCCUGUGAACAUGGUCAUGAUGGGUGGAAACAAGGCAGAGGAGGUCCUGGUAGGGACAGAUGGAAGGUACUCCUCCAUGGCGGCGGGCUUCAGGUCCACUGAGUAUGAAAACGCCUAUGAGAACAUCUCUGUGGAGGAGGGCAAUGUCCGGAGCACUCCCAUGUGA
Molecule: messenger RNA, 345 nt
Organism: Elephantulus edwardii (Cape elephant shrew)
Lineage: Eukaryota; Metazoa; Chordata; Mammalia; Macroscelidea; Macroscelididae
Gene: PDZK1IP1
Product: PDZK1 interacting protein 1
Exons: 4
Coding region: 1-345 (114 amino acids)
Source: RefSeq, a predicted model, not a curated record